Messenger RNA from Oreochromis niloticus (Nile tilapia), 1462 nucleotides. RefSeq names its product CD63 molecule (gene cd63). Bases 230 to 952 code for a protein of 240 amino acids. Gene Ontology annotation, biological process: regulation of vascular endothelial growth factor signaling pathway. Gene Ontology annotation, cellular component: plasma membrane. The transcript is spliced from 8 exons. The record is from RefSeq and is a predicted model, not a curated record. Lineage: Eukaryota; Metazoa; Chordata; Actinopteri; Cichliformes; Cichlidae.
CCCUGAAGGCAGCAUUCAGACUCGGAAAGGUAGAGUUGUGCCACAAGAGCACUUCUCGAGUUGUGAAGGAGACAGAAAAAAAGGAGGAGGUAGCAGAGAGCGUGAAAGAAAGAGGAGGAGGGAGUAUAAACGGCGAAACGCAGCAGAGUCCACUACAGUUUCAACUUCGUCUUCGCUUGGCAAGAUUUUAAAAAGUUCUUCUGAAAGAAACGGAUCUUCGUCAUUCAUCAUGGGUGUAGCAGGAGGAAUGAAAUGUGUCAAGUAUCUAGUUUUCUUUUUCAACUUCAUCUUCUGGCUAUGUGGCCUAGCACUGAUUGUGGUUGGAAUCAUGGUUCAGGUAUCGCUUAACAAAACCCUCAAGAUCACUGAUCCCACUGCCUCGGCAGCUCCCAUUAUCCUGAUCGGAGUUGGUGUGGUGAUUUUCUUCAUCAGCUUCUUUGGUUGCUGUGGAGCCUUCAAAGAAAACUACUGCAUGGUCACCACGUUUGCUGUCCUUCUCUCACUGAUUGUUAUCGUUGAGAUUGCAGCAGCAAUUGUUGGAUAUGUCUUCAGAAACAAGCUCUCAACUAUCGUCCACGAUAGCGUCACUGACAUGAUCAGCAAGUAUAAGAACGGCACACGAGAAUUCACAGAGGCUGUGGACAAUCUGCAGCAGAACCUGAAAUGCUGCGGUGUGAACAGUUCUUCUGACUGGAAAGGCUUCAGUAGCGAAGGAAACUCUGUGCCUGACUCGUGCUGCAAGAAUGUCACUAAAGGCUGUGGAAAAGGAACCAUGACUGACACUAGCAAAGUGUAUCAGGAGGGUUGUAGUGCUGCUUUGGAGACAGUACUGAAGAACAACAUCUUAUGGGUGAUAGUAGCAGCGAUUGUUAUUGCUAUCCUGCAGUUACUGGGUAUUGUGUUUGCCUGCUGUUUGAUGAAAGGCAUCCGGAGCGGCUACGAAGUUAUGUGAUCGACACCAGAAGAGGAGUUGACUGUUCGGGUUACUCACAAAGUUCUUCAUUUGGAUAUUUUAAAAUGUUCAUCAUACUUUUCACAUAAUACUCAGAAUAUAAUUUUCUUCAUACAGAUAAUAUUUUCAUAGGUUAAUGGCUCUGCUUUCAUGCUGUACAUGGAAUGGAAAUGGAGAUUAAUGUACAGUGUCAUAUUAGCAUAAAUGAAUGUUCUCUCUUAACUUUGCUCGCUUUGUUGUAAACUUGAAUUUAUUUUGGUGUUCCUGGAUCUGUUCUACGCUUUGAACUGCUUUGGUGUUUAUACGUCAUACUGGGUUCCAGUUUUAAAUUUUUUCAUUAAAGACCUUUUAAAUUUCAUCUGAAUUUUCUGUAUAAAAAUAAUACAGGAGGAAAAAUGCACCUUUAAGGUUUUUAUUUCAGACACAUUUCCAAGAUAUUGUAUAUAAUAUUGGCACAACACAACAUUGAAAAUUUGCAGAGCAAAUAAUAUAAUAAAAAAAAUUUACAAA